AUGGUGGUGCUGCUGGGCAACUUCCUCCACGCCCGCUUUGAGCUCGACACGACGGCUGGCGUCUUUUCCGUUCACAGAGUUGUCGAUGACGAUGAGAUUGUUGCCGAUGACGACGACAGCGGCAUCGGCGAGCUCGAGUUCCCCUGCGAGCCGGCCUUUGCCCCGACCCGAUUCGAUCCGGUCGAUGGCGAGCCGCCAGCCGUGUGCUGGUCGGUCCCGACCGGUGCUCCGUCCUCUCCUUACUUUCAUCCGCCGUUCUACUUUGUCCCGGCUGUCUCUACCGAUGUCGAUCGGCUGGUCGCCGGCGUGUCGUCGGCGUGCGCUGCGGCGCCGUCCCCACAGCCCGCCUCGCCAGUUCCGCCGCUGACUCCUGCCUCCCCGUCCACCGCCGCCGCCACCGCCACUGCCACCCCCACCCCCACAAUCGACGCGCCCGGAGAGCUCGUCAGCACCUUCUCCGGUCUCACGCUCUACGUGAUGGAGCACGGCUCGGCCGGCGGCGGCGACGACGACGACGCCUACUUUUCGGUCCGAUUCCCCGCCGCCUCGGUCGGCAUUUACGCCACCGGCAAGUUCGAGGCUUCACUUGGCGUCGCCGACGGCGACUCGGUCGAUGCUGGCCUCGCGUAUGUCUUUCCGAUCUGCCCAGCCAUGCAUUUUGGCUACGACGCCGAGGCAGACGCUGUCAUGUUUGCCUCGCACUUUGACGGCCGCACUUACACCUGGUCGCUUCGAGUCACCGAGGGCUGCAGCGGAAGCACAGACGCGCUCCGCGCAGCGCUCACACGUCAUCUGUGGGAAGCACAGUCGCUCCGCAAGUGGAGCUCGCUCAAGGAUGCAGACAAGGCCUGGAUUCUGCGGAUGAUGACUGGUGAAGGCGAGGGAGCGCCAAGCGCUGCCUCCCGCACCGAGUCUGCGCUCUUUGAUCUCGACGACGACGACCUCGCAGACAUGGAUCUCGCCGCCGACGACGAGUGGGAUGCCGAUGGCGUCGGCUACGGCAUUCGCUCAUCGGCUGCUGCCCGCCGGGCCACGGGCGUUUUUGACGUCGAGUCGGACGCCGGCGGCUUCUACGCCUCGCCUCGCAAGACUGCCGCUGCGCCCGGCGACGACGCCGAAGGCGAUGUCAAUGCUCUCCUUGAGCUGGGCAUGGCGUCCUCGCGGGCUUUUGUGGGUCGCGGGAGCUCGGUUGGCGUCUUUGGCCUCACCGCCGACGACGACCUCGAGUUUUCGGCCGCCAUCGACGGCCUGGCCUACCUCGACGGCACGCCGCUCGUCGCUGCCCAAAUGAUGCUCCACGACCGCGACGACUCGAUGCUCAUGGUCUCGCCAGUCCGUCCGGACCGUGUCGCGCGAGUCGAUCUCCACCGCGGCGCCGUCGUCGACGAGUUCACCUCGUCGCCCGAUCCCGAGCUCGCCACCCGGGUCCGUCGCCUCGCGCCGAACACCAAGUUUGACUCAGACGCCACCUUUGUUGGCCUUAACAAGCUUGGCCUCUUCCGCAUGGAUCCGCGACUGCCGUCAGGCUCGCAGCUGGUGCCGGACCACGGCUACACAUUCAAGCCGACGUCCAAGCCGCUGCUCUCGUGCAUCGCUGCCACCGCCGACGGUGGCUAUGCCGUUGGCUCGGACCGCGGCGAGGUCCGCCUCUUUGCUCCGGGUGCUGGCAUCGGCAAGCGGCCGAAGACCACGUUCCCUUCGGUCGGCGCGCCCAUCACCGCCCUCGACGUCACCGCCGACGGCGCCUUUGUCCUCGCCACCACCGCCACCUUCCUUGCUCUCCUGCCGACCCUCCACCCCGAAGUCCGUGGCGCCACCGGAUUUACCAAGCCACUUGGCAAGUCCAAGCCUGCUCCCAUCCAGCUCUACCUCCUUCCGCAGCAUGUUGCGCUCUUUGGCGGAUCCAUCAGCUUUACCCCCGCUCGCUUCGACGUCUCUACCGCAUCGGGCUCCCACGAGCGUGUCAUCGUCGCCUCCACCGGCCCGUGGGUCAUCACUUGGUCGCUUGCCCGCGUUGCCCGCCGCGACGUCGAGUCUUACACCUUUAUGCGCGCCGAUGACGUCGUCACCGCCUCGUCCUGGCUCCCGUCGUCCACUUCGUCAUUCAUUGUCACCGAGCGCAACGACGUCAAAGUUGCCCACAAGCAGUAACAACUCACUCCCCCCCC
This is a messenger RNA of Thecamonas trahens ATCC 50062, 2168 nucleotides long. RefSeq names its product Vid27 family protein. NCBI's taxonomy places the organism in Eukaryota, Apusomonadida, Apusomonadidae. The record is from RefSeq and is a predicted model, not a curated record. The transcript is spliced from 2 exons. The coding region runs from base 1 to 2151 and encodes 716 amino acids. Gene Ontology annotation, cellular component: cytoplasm; nucleus.